Acanthosepion pharaonis is the source of this 762-nucleotide messenger RNA. Lineage: Eukaryota; Metazoa; Mollusca; Cephalopoda; Sepiida; Sepiidae. The record is from the annotation of a GenBank genome assembly.
AUGAUAUAUAUCUUAGUCUCUGAUGUCUCUCUACCACGGUAUCUUCUUAUUUGCUUGAAUAUUUUGGUUUGUUUCUAUCUAUCUCAGUCUUUUCAUAUCUAUCUAUCUAUCUAUCUAUCUAUCUAUCUAUCUAUCUAUCUAUCAUGUCUAAAUAGUUUAGCAACUGUUCAUUUUAACAAUGGACAUAUCCAAUUUGCAUUGAUCUUAGCUGACAUUUUGAAUUUGAUAUGGAAGCAAAUUCUACGGAUAGACAGACAUUUUUUUCUCUUUCUCUUUCACUCUCAUUCUCCCCAUUUUCGAAACUCGUUCAUUUUGUUUCUUCUUCUCCCUCCCUCUUCCUUUAUCUUUUUGUCUUCUUUUCACUCUCUUUGUUUUAAUUUCUCUCUUUUCUUUUUUGCCCAUACUCAUCUUCUAAUUCUCUUAUUUCUAUCUCCUAUUUAUCCCUUCCAUUUCUAUCUCUCUCUUUCCUUUACUCUAUGUUACCUCUCUCUUUCUUACUGUAUCAAGUUCUCAAUUUAUCCCGAUUUUGCACAAAACACAUCCUUCUCUCUCUCUACCCUUUUUCUACCUGCCACACUGAUUAUAUGUUACUUUCUUUCUCUCUCCUUCUCUCUCUCUCUCUCUUCUUUUUUCAAUAUUCCUCUCUUUAUAUUCAUCUAUUUUUGCCCUCUAUCUCAUUCUCUAUUUAUGGGGGCUUCCUUUAUCUUUCUUUCUUUCUUUCUUUCUUUCUUUCUUUCUUUCUUUCUUUCUUUAUUGAAGUAG